Phanerochaete carnosa HHB-10118-sp is the source of this 880-nucleotide messenger RNA. RefSeq lists its product as uncharacterized. Gene Ontology annotation, biological process: translation; negative regulation of translation. The transcript is spliced from 5 exons. Lineage: Eukaryota; Fungi; Basidiomycota; Agaricomycetes; Polyporales; Phanerochaetaceae. Gene Ontology annotation, cellular component: cytosolic large ribosomal subunit; ribosome. Bases 81 to 683 code for a protein of 200 amino acids. The record is from RefSeq and is a predicted model, not a curated record. Gene Ontology annotation, molecular function: mRNA binding; structural constituent of ribosome.
AUCCUCAAGGUAAGAUAUUGUUCACACUGUCCUUUGCGACACGUCGCUAGACGGGCUGACUGUCCUUUUAUCAGACACCCAUGGCCACCUUCUCCUCGAGCCCCAUUGUCAUUGAUGGCAAGGGCCAUCUCCUGGGCCGGCUGGCGUCCAUUAUCUCGAAGCAGAUUUUGAACGGGCAGAAGAUUGUCGUUGUGAGGUGCGAGGAGAUCAACAUCUCGGGCAGCUUCUUCCGCAACAAGCUGCGCUACCACAACUUCCUCCACAAACGCCAUAUCGUCAAUCCUAAAAAGUCUGGCCCAUUCCACCACCGCGCCCCCUCCAAGAUUCUCUACAGGGCAAUCCGCGGUAUGCUUCCCCACAAGACAGCCCGCGGUGCGGCUGCUCUCGAGCGCCUCAAGCUCUUUGAGGGCGUCCCUCCUCCCUACGACUCUAAGAAGCGCAUGGUUGUCCCUGAGGCCCUCAGGGUACUUCGGUUGAAGCCUGGUCGCAAGUACUGCACAGUUAAGCGGCUUUCGCACGAGGUUGGUUGGGGCUACAAGGAUGUUGUCGACCGCCUCGAGGAGAAGAGGAAGAUUAAGGCUCAGGCCUUCCACGAGCGCAAGCUCGUUUCUAUCAAGCUGCGCCAAAAGGCCGUGGCUGACACCGCCUCGUCUUUUGAAAACCUUGUGCAGCUGGGUUACUAGAUCAAUAUGCUUUGUGGCUUUUUAUUCCGUCGCUUUUUGCUGUCUGAUUCACCGCCAUGAGUCGAUCCAUGUACCCACCCUACUACCCUCAUAUGCACUCGGCGCGGGUGCGCUACAUGAAUACGAUGCAUUGCUGUAAUGGGCCUCCGUUCGUUGCAGCGUUACUUGUACAACACAACCGUCUAAUUUCAGUCUCU